Molecule: messenger RNA, 778 nt
Organism: Paramecium pentaurelia
Lineage: Eukaryota; Ciliophora; Oligohymenophorea; Peniculida; Parameciidae
Source: the annotation of a GenBank genome assembly
AUGUCUUAAAAUAUAUUAAAAGACAUACUUAAGCUGGUAUGAGUAAAAUACCACCUUUAUAAGUUAGAAGGACCAUCCUCAGAUACUUUCGAAGAUCUAGAUUCCUAGCUUCUGUUCAUCAAAGAUGCCAUACUCCAAAAUUUACAGAAUCAAGAUUAUCAUGAACUUGAGAAACAAGUAUAGAAGUAUGAGAGUGAAAUAAGAAAACAUAUAAGAGUAUAAUAAUAAUUAUUAUUAUUAGACUGAGUAAUAAAUUAAACUAUAUUGUGAAUAGCUCUAACAAUAAUUAGAAUAAUUUCAAUAAAAUAAUAUUAACAAGAACAUGAUUAAUGUAUGAGUUCUAUUUAUUUAUUAGUAAUUGAAGAAAGAAAUUAUAAUAUUAUAAGAGUAAAACAAACAUUUAAUAGAAGAGAAUACAUUUCUAAAGAAGAAAAUACAAGAAACAAAUGAUUUUUAACAUCAAACUAUCUCAAGCAAAUAACCUCUUAAAUUAGUUGAUUUUAUUCGGAAACAAAAACUGCCCUAUGAUAAGGAAACAUAUCUAAGUAAUACUAUUGACACUUGCUCGAUUUAUAAGAAAGAUUAAAAUAGAUAAAAUUCAAAGACCAUCUCAUAACAAAUCACUGAAUAGAAUUAAGAUCAUUGUAAGCAAUUCAUUAAUAAUUUCAAUAUUAUUUGUAACAAAUAAAAAAUUACCUGUAAUGUUAAUAGGAAGAAGAAGAGUAUUAGUGAAUAUAAACAAAUUAAAAAUAAGCUAGAGUUAUCUUCUAUUAAUUGA